AUGGACUUGAAAAUCUCCCGUCCAAGGAAGAGACAUCCAGGAACUGAAACACAGCGUAUCAAAUGGUGGAAUCUGAAGGAUCGAAAGGAGAUAUUUUUUGCGUCGGUGGCUCCAUCUGCACUUCUCCACCCUACUCGUAGUGUGGAGGAAAUGUGGUCGUCUAUUUCUAGCGUUAUACGCUUGACGGAGAACACUCUGGGAAAGACGACUCUAGGUAAGCCCAAAGUACAAAAGGCUACGUGGUUUUGUAACGAGGAAGUUCAGGCGGCAAUUCGUGAGAAGAAGUCCAAGUAUAAGCUCUGGUGGAGUACACGUCAGCCUGAAGAUCGGGAUGCUCACCUAGCGGCGAAGAGGGAGGCUAAGAGGGCAGUCUCCAAGGCGAAGUCGGACCGCUGCAAGGCUGUGUACGACACGCUUGAUACUAGAGAAGGCGAACGGGCAGUGUAUCGUUUAGUCAGAGGGCGACAUCGCUCAACGUUGGAUAUGGAACACACCAAGAUCGUUAAGGGAGCUGAUGGAGCCGUUCUGCGCCGCCCUGGUCAGAUCCUGGAGAGGUGGUGA
Molecule: messenger RNA, 561 nt
Organism: Necator americanus (New World hookworm)
Lineage: Eukaryota; Metazoa; Nematoda; Chromadorea; Rhabditida; Ancylostomatidae
Exons: 1
Coding region: 1-561 (186 amino acids)
Source: RefSeq, a predicted model, not a curated record